Messenger RNA from Benincasa hispida (wax gourd), 1705 nucleotides. RefSeq names its product protamine P1 family protein. Lineage: Eukaryota; Viridiplantae; Streptophyta; Magnoliopsida; Cucurbitales; Cucurbitaceae. The record is from RefSeq and is a predicted model, not a curated record.
AUUACCCAAAUAACCCCACAAAGACGAAUACUUCUAAUCUUAUAAAGUUAUAAUAUAGAAAAAUCCCUGCGGUCGAUUCACCAUCCGUGCACUCACUCAUAUAAAUAUUCACACACAAAACAAAUAUUUCUCCACAAAAAAAUAAAGAAAAAAACAAAAAAAACAAAGGAAAAUGAAAAACUCAUAAAUUUCCUUAGUGAAACGAAACCUUCUUACUCUACCAGUGAAGAACUAGGCCGGAAACCGCCCAUUUUCACGGCGGCGAUUGCAGAGAGAGGAACCAAAAAAAAGCUCUGCAGAAGUUUAUUUUUAUUUUUAUUUUUUGUAACAGUGAUUGAAGAAGAAGAAGGCUUUUGAAAAUGAAGCCAUCGGCGAAGCCGAUAUCGAGCCCAGGCCGGACAGAGAAAUUCCCACCGCCAUUGAUGAGGUUUUUGAGGAGCAAUGUGGGAAGCAAAAGCAGAGGAAGGUCACGUGCUAGUCCGAUGAUGUUCAUGAGAAAGAAGAACAACGCCACCGCCAUUGAAACCCAAGAGCCUUCGUCUCCUAAAGUCACUUGCAUCGGCCAAGUUCGAGUUCGUCGCUCCUCCACGCGCCGCCGAAGACGUUCUGGUACUACUACGCGCCGUCGUUGCCGCUGGAUCCGAGCAGCUCUAUUUUGUCCCUGUUUUCGAAAGAAAUUCAAACCCAAGAUAUUUCAGAGAUGGGUUUCGUUUUUCCAACGUGGGUUCCGCCGAAAACCCAAAAUUAGAACAAAUUCACCGCCGCGUGAAACCCCCUUCCACGGCGGAUUUGAAAAUUCAAACCCAGAAACCCAAGUUGUUGCCGCUGUCGACGACGACGACGACGAAGAAGAAACAGCCGAAGCGUUCAUUUCUUCUAAUUCGUCGCCCCCAAAAAACGCAUUGUUACUAACGAGAUGCAGAUCUGCUCCAUAUCGAUCGACAUCAUUAGCGAGUAGAUUUUGGGGGUCUCCUUUGAGAAACGAGGAAAAUCAGGAAGAAGAAGAAGAAGAAAAAGAACAGAGCACGAAGCCCAACAAUGGCGGAAAAACAGUCGAGAUUGAGAAACCCACAUCCCAAAGAGCCUCAGUUUCGGAUCAAGAUCCGAGUGGAGGCUUAGAAUUCGAGGAGGACGAGGAAUUUGCGAAGAACAUUGACGAACAUUCUAUCUCAGAAAGAAUCAUCAAAUCAGCCAAUAUCGAACGAGAAAAAACAGGGGAAGAAGAAGAAGGCCUUGGAAUCUCAUCUCGGCCGUUGAUUUUGACACGUUGCAAAUCAGAACCGUCGAGAACGGCGGAGAAGAUGAACCCAGAAGUCGGAUUCUGGAAAAAGAGAAGGUUGGGGAUUCCUGAUUCUUGCUUACCAAACAAUUCAUAAUAUAUAUAAGCAAAAAUACCACUUUUAAAUCUUAAUUUCUUUACUCUUUCAUUUCUUCUUCUUACUUCAAUAUUGAUAGUUUUUUUUUUUUUUUUUUUUUUUUUUCCAUUUUGGGUUUUGUAUAAAUUUCUCAUCUCUAAAGCUGUGGUAGAGAAUCUCCAUGGCAAAAAAAAAAAAAGAAAAAAAAAAGAUAUGAUGAAGAAAUUGUGAAAAAUUGUUAAUUUUAUUUGCCUAUCAAAAUCUAGAGCUUCUGUAUUUAAUGUCUCUUUCUUUCUGUACAUGCAUUGCCAUGGCACCAUUAAUACACACUUUUUCAGACAGAGAUAAUA